This is a messenger RNA of Rangifer tarandus platyrhynchus (Svalbard reindeer), 1275 nucleotides long. Lineage: Eukaryota; Metazoa; Chordata; Mammalia; Artiodactyla; Cervidae. The record is from the annotation of a GenBank genome assembly.
AUGUCUGACCAUGGAGAUGUGAGCCUCCCACCCGAAGACCGGGUGAGGGCUCUGUCCCAAAGGGGUAGCACAGUGGAGAUAAAUGAAGACAUUCCACCCCGCCGGUACUUCCGCUCUGGAGUGGAGAUUAUCCGAAUGGCAUCUGUUUACUGUGAGGAAGGCAACAUUGAAUAUGCUUUCAUCCUCUAUAACAAGUAUAUCACGCUCUUUAUUGAGAAACUACCAAAGCAUCGAGAUUACAAAUCGGCUGUCAUUCCUGAAAAGAAAGACACAGUAAAGAAAUUAAAGGAGAUUGCAUUUCCCAAAGCAGAAGAACUGAAGGCAGAACUGUUAAAACGAUAUACCAAAGAAUAUUUAGAAUAUAAUGAAGAAAAAAAGAAGGAAGCGGAAGAAUUUGCCCGCAGUGUAGCCAUGCAGGAGGAGCUGGAAAAGGAAAGACAGAGGGUGGCACAGCAGAAGCAGCAGCAGCUGGAGCAGGAGCAGUUCCACGCCUUCGAGGAGAUGAUCCGGAACCAGGAGCUAGAAAAGGAACGGCUGAAGAUUGUGCAGGAGUUUGGGAAGGUGGACCCUGGCCUGGGUGGCCCACUGGUACCUGGCUUGGAGAAACCCUCCCUAGACGUGUUCCCCACGGUGCCCGUUAUAUCCACACAGCCUUCGGACUGUAAUACAACUGUGAGGCUUGCCAAGCCACCAGUAGUGGACAGAUCCUUGAAACCUGGAGCAUUGAACAACUUGGAAGGUACUCCUGCAAUCGAUGGAUUGCGCCACGUGGUGGUACCCGGGAAGCUCUGCCCGCAGUUCCUUCAGUUGGCCAGUGCCAACACUGCCCGGGGAGUGGAGACGUGUGGGAUUCUCUGUGGAAAACUGAUGAGGAACGAGUUUACCAUCACCCAUGUUCUCAUCCCCAAGCAAAGCGCUGGGUCUGAUUAUUGCAACACCGAGAAUGAAGAGGAGCUUUUCCUCAUACAGGAUCAGCAGGGUCUCAUCACACUGGGCUGGAUUCACACUCAUCCCACGCAGACAGCCUUCCUCUCCAGUGUUGACCUCCACACUCACUGCUCCUACCAGAUGAUGUUGCCAGAGUCCAUAGCCAUUGUCUGUUCCCCCAAAUUCCAGGAAACUGGAUUCUUUAGACUCACUGACCAUGGACUAGAGGAGAUUUCUUCCUGUCGCCAGAAAGGAUUUCAUCCCCACAGCAAGGAUCCACCCCUCUUCUGUAGCUGCAACCACGUGACUGUUGUGGAGAGAGCUGUGACCAUCACAGACCUUCGAUGA